AAGUGGAGCAAAAAAAUGGAUUUCCUCCUCUCCGUCAUCGGAUUCGCCGUCGAUCUGGGCAACGUCUGGCGGUUCCCUUACAUCUGCUACCAAAACGGAGGGGGAGCCUUUCUCAUCCCGUACACACUGAUGGCUGUUUUCGGAGGGGUGCCCCUCUUCUACAUGGAGCUGGCCCUGGGGCAGUUCCACAGGACAGGUGCCAUCCCCAUCUGGAAGCGCAUCUGCCCCAUCUUUAAAGGCAUCGGCUUUGCUAUUUGCAUCAUUGGCCUGUACGUCUCCUUCUACUACAACACCAUCAUUGCCUGGGCUCUCUACUACUUCUACUCGUCCUUCUCGGGCACCCUGCCCUGGGCGAGCUGCGACAACCCCUGGAACACACCGGCCUGCACCAACUACUUUGGGAGAAGCAACGUGACCUGGACCAACUUCUCCAGGUCCCCCGCUGAAGAGUUUUAUACGAGGAAGGUCCUGGAGAUCCAGAAGUCUGGGGGUCUGUAUGACAUGGGGGGUGUCCACUGGCAGCUGCUCCUCUGCCUGUUCCUCAUCUUUACCAUUGUCUACUUCAGCCUGUGGAAAGGGGUGAAAACCUCCGGGAAGGUGGUGUGGGUGACGGCCACGCUGCCCUAUGUCGUCCUCCUUGUCCUGCUGGUCCGGGGGGCCACCCUGCCCGGCGCCUGGAGGGGGGUCAUCUUCUACCUGCGCCCGGACUGGGGCAAGCUCCUGAGCACCGCGGUUUGGGUUGAUGCUGCUGCACAGAUUUUCUUCUCCUUGGGCCCUGGAUUCGGUGUCCUCCUUGCUUUGGCCAGUUACAACCAUUUCCACAACAACUGCUACCGGGAUGCGCUCAUCACCAGCACCGUGAACUGCCUCACCAGCUUCCUCUCGGGCUUUGUCAUCUUCACCGUGCUGGGCUACAUGGCCGAGAUGAGGGACGUAGAGGUGGAGGAUGUCGCGAGAGACAAAGGGCCGAGCCUCCUUUUUAUCACCUACCCCGAAGCAAUUGCCAACAUGGUGGGAUCCACCUUCUUCGCCAUCAUAUUCUUCCUGAUGAUGAUAACGCUGGGGCUGGACAGCACGUUUGGGGGCUUGGAGGCUGUGAUCACGGCCGUGAUGGAUGAGUACCCUCAGGUCCUGGCCGGGCGACGGGAGCUCUUCGUCCUCGGCCUCAUCACAGUCUGUUUCCUGGGCUCCCUGAGCACCCUCACCUACGGGGGAGCCUAUGUGGUGAAGCUGCUGGAGGAGUUCGGUGCUGGCUGCUCAAUCCUGGCGGUGGUGCUACUGGAAACGAUAGCUGUCUCCUGGUUUUAUGGGAUACAGAGGUUCUCCCAUGAUGUGAAAGCCAUGCUGGGCUUCACCCCGGGGAUGUUCUGGAAGGUGUGCUGGGUCGCCGUCAGCCCUGCCUUGUUGGCGUUCAUAGUUAUCAGCUCCCUCCUGGACCAGCCGCCUCUGACGCUCUUCGACUACCAGUACCCCGAGUGGAGCAUCUCAGUGGGGUACCUCAUAGAAGCAUCGUCCUUCAUCUGCAUCCCCUUCUACAUGGUGUACAAGCUCGUCUGGACACCAGGGUCUCUCAAGCAGCGCCUCGCCGUCUGCAUUUGGCCGGAGAAAACAACACGAGACCCCCGAGCAGACACAGUGUGCAUGUCACCUGUCCUGUAGCCCUCCCCCCCAGAGGCUGCACGUGCUGGCGGCAGCUCCCCGGCCGCCAGCUCCCGUCGCGUCCUGGCAUCUCAGCGGAAGCGGCACCACCAGCACGUGCUGGCAAACCGGACGCCGUUCUCGCUGCAGGCAGGAAAAACCUCUGAUCCACAGCAGGGAGAACGGGACCCGCCGCUGAGUCCCGUGGGCUGGAAGCAAAGGGGCCAAACUCCUCUGGUUUGGAGGUGAACCCCGACUCCCUGCGAAGACGGAGGUGCAGCUGCGAGUGCCGCUGCGGAGAGAUGGCAGUACGACUGUACAAGCCGUGAACACGCCUCGCUUAGAGAUGCUCGUGACCUUGCUGUGCAAACCUGCUCGGCGUGAGCAGUGCAUGCCUUUAGCUGUGCCGUGAGUGACGUGGAAAAUAAAGCUG
Messenger RNA from Harpia harpyja (harpy eagle), 2071 nucleotides. Its product is annotated as sodium-dependent serotonin transporter-like. Bases 16 to 1659 code for a protein of 547 amino acids. The transcript has 13 exons. Gene Ontology annotation, cellular component: membrane; neuron projection. Lineage: Eukaryota; Metazoa; Chordata; Aves; Accipitriformes; Accipitridae. Gene Ontology annotation, molecular function: serotonin binding; serotonin:sodium:chloride symporter activity. Gene Ontology annotation, biological process: sodium ion transmembrane transport; serotonin uptake. The record is from RefSeq and is a predicted model, not a curated record.